Messenger RNA from Colius striatus (speckled mousebird), 2067 nucleotides. RefSeq names its product choline/ethanolamine phosphotransferase 1 (gene CEPT1). Gene Ontology annotation, molecular function: diacylglycerol cholinephosphotransferase activity; ethanolaminephosphotransferase activity. The transcript has 9 exons. Bases 130 to 1380 code for a protein of 416 amino acids. Gene Ontology annotation, cellular component: endoplasmic reticulum membrane; Golgi apparatus. The record is from RefSeq and is a predicted model, not a curated record. Gene Ontology annotation, biological process: phosphatidylethanolamine biosynthetic process. NCBI's taxonomy places the organism in Eukaryota, Metazoa, Chordata, Aves, Coliiformes, Coliidae.
GGAGCAGCACCAGAGCAAGACGCUCAGGCGGAUCCAGAAGAUGUCUUUGCUGUGAAGUUCUGGCUGCAUCAGGGUCUUAUGAUUCUCCGUUAACAGCUGCUACCUGCCAAAGAAAAAACCACCCAACCCAUGAGUGGGCAUCGAAACGUGAAGAGGCGAUGUGGGGAGUCGCACCUGGAAUCCCCCGCGGGCUGCGGCCACGGGCCCGCUGCUGGCUGCGUGCUGAGCAAACUGGUGCAGCUGCCCACACCUCCCUUGUCAAAGCACCAGCUGAAACGGUUAGAAGAGCACAAAUACCAGAGUGCAGGACGAUCCCUGCUUGAACCCCUAAUGCAAGGUUACUGGGAAUGGUUAGUUGGAAGAGUUCCAGCCUGGAUUGCCCCCAAUCUGAUCACCAUCAUUGGACUGUUAAUAAAUAUAUUUACAACUCUGCUAUUAGUAUAUUACUGCCCAACAGCUACAGAACAGGCACCUCCCUGGGCAUACAUUGCUUGUGCAUGUGGCCUUUUCAUCUACCAGUCUCUGGAUGCUAUAGAUGGAAAACAAGCAAGAAGAACAAAUAGCAGUACUCCAUUAGGAGAACUUUUUGAUCAUGGCUGUGAUUCGCUUUCCACAGUCUUUGUGGUUUUGGGCACUUGUAUUGCUGUGCAGCUGGGAACCAACCCUGACUGGAUGUUCUUUUGUUGUUUUGCUGGAACGUUCAUGUUUUACUGUGCCCACUGGCAGACGUACGUCUCCGGAACGUUGCGCUUCGGCAUAUUUGAUGUUACGGAGUCUGUGCUCUGUACUGUAGCAAUCCAGCUCCUCACAGGAACCCUGGGGCCCUCCUUCUGGAACUAUACGAUUCCAAUACUGAAUAUUCAGAUGAAGAUAUUCCCAGCCCUCUGCACAGUUGCAGGAACCAUAUUCUCCUGUACAAACUACUUUGGUGUGAUCUUCACAGGUGGAGUUGGCAAAAAUGGAUCCACUAUAGCAGGAACGAGUGUGCUCUCACCUUUCCUUCAUAUUGGGUCAGUGAUUGUGUUAGCUGCAAUGAUCUACAAGAAAUCUGCUGUGCAGCUCUUCGAGAGGCAUCCCUGCUUAUAUAUACUCACCUUUGGUUUUGUAUCUGCUAAGAUAACAAAUAAACUAGUGGUUGCACACAUGACCAAGAGUGAAAUGCACCUGCACGACACGGCCUUCAUAGGCCCAGCACUGCUGUUUCUGGAUCAGUAUUUUAACAGCUUUAUUGAUGAGUAUAUUGUCCUCUGGAUUGCCCUGCUCUUCUCUCUCUUUGACCUGCUGCGAUACUGUGUCAGUGUGUGCAACCAGAUCGCUGCCCACCUGCACAUCCACGUGUUCCGCAUCAAGGCCUCCUCCAGCCAUUCCAACCACCACUAGUGCCCCAGGGGCUCAGCGUCAGGAGGAACAAGGGAGAGCUGGGUUUGCCACCUGAGCAGAUAUGUGGGAGACUAAAGGCAAAAAGCAGAUAAGGACAAAGUAACUUAUAAUAAUCAAUGUUGUCUAACUCUCUGUCAUCAGUAACACUCCUUGACUAGUCUCCUGCCUGAGAGAGUGAAUUCCAAGUACACCCUAGUCAACUCUACAUGUAGUCAACUCUGUUGGUUCAAAGCCUGGGAAAGCAUGCAGGGAGUAAUGCUCUGUCUCUGUAAUUACCUUGAUUACAAAUUAAUCUCUAUAUGGUGAAUGGCUCCCCAACAACUGAAGUUUCUAAUGUAGUUUAAUUCCAGCUGCAAUACAACUCGCUUUUACUUUUACUGUUUCAUGAUCUCUUAGUGAAAUACUUGUUUAGUGUCCACUUGGAAUUUAUUUACUAAAGACCUGAGCUGGUUUAAACCAACAAAAACAAAUCAAGAGAUAUCCCACUGGCUUGUGGAGCUGCAAAAGCUCUGGAGGGUCGAGGCCUGACUGAUGUGCUGCUUCAGCUUGUGCCUGGAGGAGGCAGUUUGGUGCUGGGGUGGUGCAGGGGCUGGGGCUGGGCUGGGAGGGGUGCUCAGCAUUCACAGCAGUGGGGGAUCUUUGUCAAGUAAUUUUAUUUUUUUAAAUAAACAUUAUCUAAAAAGACAA